AUGGCCCUCGUCGACCAAGCAGCCACCUUCAUGCACCAGUACAUCUACUCCUGGCUGCAAUCCACCCCGAGCAAAACCCCCGACGCCCUCAAACUCGGCGUCAUGUCAACCGCCCAAAUCAAUCCCGCAGCCGGCAAACCCCAACCAGAACCAUCGCCCCCCCCCAAUACUAACCCAACCAACACAGUCAUCCACCCCUCGGAAACCCAUCCCGGCGUGAUCCUCUACGCAAUCGCAUCGCGCGACCUCCCCACCGCGCAGAAAGCGCAGCGGCAGUACCGCUUCACGAAGGCAUACGGCUCGUACCAGGCGCUGCUGGACGACGACGCCGUCGACGCCGUGUAUGUCUCCACGCCGAACGGGCUGCACUUCGAGUGGGCGGCGAAGGCGAUGCGCGCGGGGAAGCAUGUACUCUGCGAGAAGCCGUUUACGGCGAAUGCGGACGAGGCGAAGCGGCUGGUUGAGCUGGCGAGGGAGAGGGGGUUGAUUGUUGAGGAGGCGUUCCACUGGCAGUUCCACCCUGCAGCGCACGCGUGGCGCCAGAUCCUUGAUUCGCUCGAGUACGGCAAGAUCCUGUGUACGAAGGCGGCGAUGACGACGGGGCCGGCGGUGCCGGCGGGGAAUAUCCGGUGGAAGUUUGACUUGGGUGGCGGCUCGGCGAUGGACAUGACAUACGCGCUGUCGUUCACGCGGUUCGCGCUGCACGCGCAGCUCCCGCAGGAGAUCAUCUCGGUGAGCGUGCGGCCGUCCAAGGCGGACCCGCGCGUCGACGAGGCGAUGUACGCGCACCUGGACUUCGAAGGGCCGCAGGGGACGCCCGUGCACAGCCGGGUGUACACGGACAUGGCGCGCGAGCGGCUGGGCGGGCUGAUCCCGCGGAUCUGGGAGCUGCCGUCGAUUGAGGUCGAGACGGAGAAGGCGAUCAUCUCCUUCUACAAUGCCAUGAUGCCGCAUCUGUACCACUACAUCUCGGUCACGGACAAGACCACGGGGAAGGAGACCGUCCGGAAGCAGUAUGCGGGUGGCCCGCUGUGGGGGAACGUCGUCACGAGUACGGGCGAGAAGGGCGGGAAUCCGCACUGGAGUACGUACCGCUGGCAGCUGGAAGCGUUUGUGGAUGCGGUGCGUGGCAGGACGCCCGCGUACUGGGUGUCGAAUGAGGAGAGUAUCUGGCAGAUGGAGUCGAUUAUGCGCUGUACCGAGCGGCCGGGUUGCCGGUGA
Messenger RNA from Aspergillus clavatus NRRL 1, 1221 nucleotides. Its product is annotated as Gfo/Idh/MocA family protein. Bases 1 to 1221 code for a protein of 406 amino acids. Lineage: Eukaryota; Fungi; Ascomycota; Eurotiomycetes; Eurotiales; Aspergillaceae. The record is from RefSeq and is a predicted model, not a curated record. The transcript has 4 exons. Gene Ontology annotation, molecular function: nucleotide binding.